AGGCGCCAAAGGCAUCUGAAGGGUGUCUUCCCCACUAUCCUCAGACUUGCCCAGUGGGAAUUUUGGAUACCAAGCAAAACCAUGCAUCAGUCUCUCAACAUUUACUGAGACUCUGCUGGAGUGCCUUUUUGCAGCAACAAGUAAGAAGAGUGGGAAGAAGUGAACCAUCUUGGCUUCUCCAAAAAUGACCUUGCCUGAGCCUUUCCUAGUUUGGACGUAGAACCUGGACUGGACAUGAGAAGUCAUUUGAUCCAACCUCUUUGUUUUACUUUAAUAAUGACAGCAAAUUCACCGAGAAAAUGAGAUCUGAUAAAACAGGUUCUAACACCUAACCACUGCCCCUCAAUUCCUAUUUAGAAUGUACUUAAAAUUACAUAAUACUAGCAAUAUACCAACAAAAGCCCCCAGUGGAAGUAUUUAGAAUGUGCUUAAGGAGAAGUGGGGGUCCUAGCCUGCCCAAUAAUCCUCUGGGGGAAUUACUGGGAAAGGAAGCUAAUGGUUGGGAUGCCUCUGUUGAAGGACUGAGAGUCACCCCUCGGUGAGGCCUUUCUUCACGCAAGCCAAGCUCGACCUGGACACAGUUUUACAACACGUAGGUCACUAUUUUAUUUUUUAUUCUUGUUAAAAAUUUUUUUUUGAAGAUUUUAUUUUUAAGCACUCUCAACACCCAACAUGAGGCUGAAGCUCAUGACCCUGCGAUUAAGAGUUGCACACUCUACUGACGGAGCCAGCCAGGCAACCCCCUAGGUCACUAUUUUAGGGGCUGGUUGAAGUGGUUCUCUGGGAUCUAACUAUGCUUUUCACUGCCCAUGGGUUCUUCAUGAUCCGUCCCUGCCUGCCUCUCUGACCUUUUCCUCCUCCUCUUCUUUCCUCUUUCCUCUUGCUCUGGCCCUACUGGCCCUACUUUGGCUUUGGAAUUCACACAUUCCCACUGUAGAGCCUAUGCACUUGAUCUUGCCUUGCCCUGGACUGCUCUUCUCAUGGCCUCUCCUCAUCACUCAGAUGUCGCCUGUGAUCAUCUUAGCUACAAUCUCUCUUCUUCAUCCUACCCUCUACCCCAAACCCUUCAGCAUGUUUUUACUUGGGAUAAUUAUCAAUACUUGAAAUAAUAUGUUGUUUUCAUGGUGUCUGUCUCCCCUAACUAGAAUCUGUGUCUUGAGGACAGGGACCUUGUACUUUUUACUGUUGUAUCCCCAGCCCUUGGAACAGGACCUGGAACAGUUAUGUGACUCCAGCCCAGGUCAUAGAACUCUGUAUGUGGGGGUUCGGAUGCCUCUGGGCCGGCAGAGCCAUCGUCAUCACCGAACCCAUGGCCAGAAGCACCGGAGACGGGGGCGGGGCAAAGGAGCCAGCCAGGGGGAGGAAGGCCCAGAGGCCCUGGCCCACGGUAACACUCUCGGGACAGAGGACACACCAUCUCAGCGUGUUCAGUUCAUUCUGGGCACUGAGGAAGAUGAAGAGCAUGUACCUCACGAGCUGUUCACAGAGCUGGAUGAGAUCUGUAUGAAAGAGGGAGAAGAUGCUGAAUGGAAGGAGACAGCCAGGUGGCUGAAGUUUGAAGAAGAUGUCGAGGAUGGGGGAGAGCGCUGGAGCAAGCCUUAUGUGGCGACCCUUUCACUGCAUAGUCUCUUUGAGCUAAGGAGCUGCCUUAUAAAUGGAACAGUCCUUCUGGAUAUGCGUGCAAAUAGCAUAGAAGAAAUUUCAGACCUGAUCCUGGACCAGCAAGAACUGUUCAGUGACCUGAAUGACAGCAUGAGGGUUAAAGUACGGGAAGCCCUUCUCAAGAAGCAUCAUCAUCAGAACGAAAAAAAGAGAAAUAACCUCAUUCCCAUUGUUCGCUCCUUCGCUGAGGUUGGCAAGAAGCAGUCAGAUCCACAUUCGAUGGAUAAAAAUGGUCAAACUGUGUCUCCUCAGUCUGUUCCAACUACGAGUCUUGAAGUAAAAAAUGGCGUGAAUUGUGAACACAGUCCCGUGGAUUUAAGCAAGGUGGAUCUUCAUUUCAUGAAAAAAAUUCCCACUGGGGCGGAGGCCUCAAAUGUCCUGGUUGGUGAGGUGGAUUCUCUGGACCGCCCCAUCGUUGCCUUUGUGAGGCUCUCUCCAGCCGUUCUUCUCUCGGGUCUGACAGAAGUGCCCAUCCCAACAAGAUUUUUGUUUAUCCUAUUGGGUCCAGUAGGGAAAGGUCAGCAGUACCAUGAGAUUGGCAGAUCCAUGGCCACCAUCAUGACAGAUGAGAUUUUUCAUGAUGUGGCGUAUAAAGCAAAAGAGCGAGACGAUCUCCUGGCAGGGAUUGACGAGUUCCUAGACCAGGUUACAGUGCUCCCUCCAGGGGAGUGGGACCCCUCCAUUAGAAUCGAGCCACCCAAAAAUGUCCCUUCCCAGGAGAAGCGGAAAAUGCCUGGAGUUCCAAAUGGAAAUGUUUGCCACAUAGAACCGGAACCACAUGGGGGCCACAGCGGGCCAGAACUUCAGCGCACCGGGCGGCUGUUUGGGGGCUUGGUGUUGGACAUCAAGCGGAAGGCCCCCUGGUACUGGAGCGACUACCGGGAUGCACUCAGUUUACAGUGUUUGGCCUCCUUUCUGUUCCUGUACUGUGCCUGCAUGUCACCUGUCAUCACCUUUGGGGGAUUGCUCGGAGAAGCCACUGAGGGACGCAUAAGUGCAAUUGAAUCCUUGUUUGGAGCCUCCAUGACUGGGAUUGCCUAUUCCUUGUUUGCGGGACAGGCUCUCACCAUCCUGGGAAGUACUGGGCCAGUGCUUGUAUUUGAAAAGAUUUUGUUCAAAUUCUGCAAAGAUUACGCUCUUUCGUACCUCUCCCUGCGAGCCUGUAUCGGACUGUGGACUGCCUUCCUGUGUAUUGUCCUUGUGGCAACUGAUGCCAGUUCCCUUGUCUGUUACAUUACCCGCUUCACUGAAGAGGCAUUUGCCUCCCUGAUUUGCAUUAUUUUCAUCUAUGAAGCAAUAGAAAAGCUCAUUCACCUGGCAGAGACCUACCCCAUCCACAUGCACAGCCAGCUGGACCACCUUAGCCUGUAUUACUGCAGGUGUACUCUCCCAGAAAAUCCAAACAACCAUACCCUGCAGUACUGGAAGGACCACAAUAUCGUGACAACAGAAGUCCACUGGGCCAACCUGACUGUUAGCGAGUGCCAGGAGAUGCACGGAGAGUUCACGGGAUCUGCGUGCGGCCAUCAUGGACCCUAUACUCCUGAUGUGCUCUUUUGGUCCUGCAUUCUCUUCUUCACCACCUUCAUCCUCUCGAGCACCUUAAAGACAUUUAAGACAAGUCGCUAUUUCCCAACCAGAGUACGCUCCAUGGUGAGUGACUUUGCUGUUUUCCUCACUAUCUUCACAAUGGUGAUUAUUGAUUUUUUGAUUGGAAUCCCAUCACCAAAACUUCAAGUUCCCAGUGUGUUCAAGCCAACAAGAGAUGAUCGAGGGUGGAUUAUUAGUCCCAUUGGCCCCAAUCCCUGGUGGACUGUGAUAGCUGCAAUUAUCCCAGCUCUUCUCUGUACUAUCUUAAUAUUCAUGGACCAGCAGAUCACAGCUGUCAUCAUUAACAGGAAGGAACACAAGCUCAAGAAAGGCUGUGGCUACCACCUGGACCUGCUGAUGGUGGCCAUCAUGCUGGGUGUCUGCUCCAUCAUGGGCUUGCCCUGGUUUGUGGCGGCAACUGUCCUGUCCAUCACACAUGUGAACAGCCUCAAACUAGAAUCUGAGUGCUCUGCUCCUGGAGAACAACCCAAGUUCUUGGGCAUCCGAGAACAAAGAGUGACGGGCCUUAUGAUCUUUGUGCUGAUGGGCUGCUCAGUCUUCAUGACGGCCAUAUUAAAGUUUAUCCCAAUGCCAGUACUCUAUGGAGUUUUCCUCUACAUGGGAGUUUCUUCUCUACAAGGAAUUCAGUUCUUUGACCGUCUGAAGCUCUUUGGGAUGCCUGCAAAGCACCAGCCAGAUUUUAUCUAUCUUCGGCACGUGCCCCUGCGCAAAGUGCACCUCUUCACCCUCAUUCAGCUGACCUGCCUUGUCCUACUCUGGGUCAUCAAGGCCUCUCCGGCUGCCAUUGUCUUCCCAAUGAUGGUUUUGGCUUUGGUCUUUGUCAGGAAAGUCAUGGAUCUCUGUUUCUCUAAACGAGAGCUGAGCUGGUUAGAUGAUCUCAUGCCUGAAAGUAAAAAGAAGAAGCUGGACGAUGCCAAAAAGAAGGCCAAGGAGGAAGAGGAGGCUGAGAAGAUGCUAGAAAUGGGGGGAGACAAGUUCCCCUUAGAGAGCAGGAAGUUACUAAGUAGUCCUGGAAAGAACAACAGUUUCAGCAUUGAUUUCAGAUGUGACCCCUCUGAGAUUAAUAUAUCUGAUGAAAUGCCUAAAACUACGGUCUGGAAAGCUCUCAGUAUGAACUCUGGAAAUACAAAGGAGAAGAGUCUCUUCAACUAAAAGUCUUUGCUGGGAAGGAAGAUUUGGGCCGUGAGGUGCCUCAGGGAAGUUCUGGUUACAGAGAAGAUGUGAGUCUCUCAGAGAAGAAGCAAGACCGAGUCUGGCCCUGCCCGUGGUCAUGUCAAAGCCAUGCCGAAGCAUUCAGUUACCCGUGCUGUGCAUUGGAGGGCACCCAGCUAUCCCCAUACCAGCAGCCAGUCACCAGAUGUGGACGUGAAGCAGAAGACCACCUCCUGUUGGUACUUCUUCCUUUCUCUUUCUCUUCAGAAUUGCCACCAGUGAAGACCCAGCUUCCCAUUUUCCAGACAUUUUCUCUGAAACUCUCUGCUGGUGAACAGAGCCGUAUGGAUCCAUGCUGCCGCUGAGGGUUCCUUCGAUGAGUUCCCUCUUCCUAAAGGAUGGGAUGGGGGAGUAGGAGGAGAGCAGAGAGGAAAGGGAAGGCUCUCCCGCCCUGUAGAAUCUGCAGGCUCCCAGGCAGCCCUGGGCCUGGGUUUGAUGCCUACUCUGGGGGAUGCUGGUCAGACCCAGAGGCUGUCAGGAGGGUCUGCCGUUAGGACAGUUGGUGACCUGGGCAUCGGCAGGGGCCCACCACCACAGCCAGAAGAUGCCUCUGCCUCGGAAGCAUCUUUAUCGCUCCCUAGCAGCAGCCUGUGUGACUCGGCGAGAGCCUUGGAUGAUGAAAGGGCCAUGAGGGACACCGGAGUUGUUUAGCUCAGACAGGAAGAAGGUCGGGGGAAAUCGAUAAUGAUAAGCGAGGAUGAGCAGCUUCUCUUGGUUUCGUUAAGGAUAGACCAAGAGAACGAGCUUCGAUUGCUACAGAAGGAGUUGGUUUAGACACUAGGAAGGACUUCCUAGCCUGAAGAGUUGUCAUGGUGUCGGCUUUCUAGACACCUGCGAAAGGUUUGAUGAUAGUUGUUUGUGCAGAAAAAGAGAUAAGGUGUUUUUACUGGCCACGUUGUGGAAACAUCCAUGUCUUGCCGCUGUCUCUUGAGGACGCAUUCUGAUUCCACUCCUGGAGAGAUCCAAGUGCUUACGUAAUGUCUCCCUAGCUGCCUUAGUAGCGAACGGUCAUCAACUCAAUGGACCAAAACCACCUUCAGCCAUGUGGUUUCUUCAUCAUCAUGAAUUUCUUUCGGUUGACAGAUGUAUGACUCUCAGAUGUAAAAGACCACACUGGGAAAUGAACUGUAAGUGGUGAGAUUAAUUUUGGUAUUUGGUUGAAAACUAUAUUUAUAGUUUCUCUCUAUUUUUCUCUGUUGCAAUGAAUAUCAAGGGUUUGGACUCCAGUGUGUAUAUCUUCCCUUCCUUUGUGCACAGAAUGUGACUAGUAAGCGUGUCGGUACCCAGGGAAAUCGAUCCUAUCAGUUUUCCAUCCUGGAAGACCUUUGUACAGUGGGAUGUUCUUUCAGGUUCCUCUCCUUUCGUAGGUGAAGAGUUGGCUACAAAACUUCAUUGAAUGUUGCAUUCCUUAGCCUCUUAAAACAUAUCAGUGUAUUCUGGCCUUGCUCCUUGGAGUAAGACUCCUUACGCCUUUGAAAUGGAAGGAAUCCCGCAUUUCUUGACCAUUUCCACAUCUCCUAGGACCACACCUGUUUUAAUACACAGAUGGUUUUCAAAAUAUUUAACAACUGGUACAGGAUGGACACCAACCACUCAGAACGGAUGCCUGCUGUAAGCAAGCAGUGUGCAAGGCGGUGCCAGUGCCUCGUGACCAAACAUCAUGCUACUUGUGGACAUUAAAGUGAUAUCCCGUUGAACUGUGGGUAUUGCUCCUGGUUUGUGUAAUUUCCGCUCACAAGGCUGUUUUAUGCAGAGCCUUGGCUUCCCUUUAUAUAGUGCAGACAGGAACAGGCAUGCAUCUUCGAACUAUACGGGCAUUAAAAUCUUGGCGAACCAAAGCUUCACAUUUGAUCACUUUAGGAGAAAUGUAAUAAUUGUACCCAUUUACCUACCUAGUGUAGAAAAAUCAAAAGGCAGCCUGUCAAUGGGGAAAGCUUUCCUGCUGGCUGACUUUCCCUGCCUCUCUCCGGCAGCUUCCUUGAGCUUGCCUCCUCCUUUGGCUUCCUCGUCCCCUGAGAACACUCCCACUUUCUUCCUCCAUCUUGUCCCUCCCAUCUUUUCCUGCCACCUCUGUGUAGGAAGGUUGGUGGCUGCUUCUCCCAUCCCCCUAGUCUCAGCACAGCUGGAAGGAAUGUGAUAGGGAAGAAGAGCCCAUCGUACAACAAAUGAGGUGGCAAUAUCGCUCAGAAAAAUCUCUCCUAUUUCAUCGAUGUCUCACGAUGCCUUCCUUGUGUAGGCUCUCGAGAGCAGAAACCUGUCUUUAUUAACUCUGUGCAGUGCAGUUACCGGACCAUGUGUGUACUUUCAGGCCUUCCUGAGCCACAUCCUCCCAGGUUACUGCGCCUUAGGAACGUUAGUUACUCUGGAAGCCUGUGCCAAUCCUUUUAGGCCAUUACAUCUUUCUCAGAUAACAGCCAGCCUCAUUUCUGCUACAUCUCAGUGGUAGAAACCAUUCCCCCCUACUCUCAUUGUCUCCCUUUUCCCAACCCCCACCCAACCCUCAACCCCGGUCCUACCUGCAUGCUUCCUUGCUCAGGACUGUGGCCGGUGGCUAUGGUGGCACAGUCAGUUUGGGCAGUGUUGGGGACAGGAAACUGGGAGUGGAGGUGAAGAAGCAGCAGCAGCGUGUAUGUGUGUGUGUGUGUGUGUGUGUGUGCGCGUGUGCAUGUGUGUUCAUCGACAAAUACGAGUGUGUCCAUGAGGUGUCACUGCUGCUAUUAAAUAGUUUUGUGUACCUAAGCUGGGAGGGGGACAUCAAAAAAACAUGAUCAUUCCCCCCUCUAGGGGUUCUCUUCUCAGACUCCUCUGAUAGAAUAGCUUGAGGGCAAAUAUAGGCAGAUUAGUCUAUAGGAAAAGAUGUUUAAACUCAACGUUAAGCAGAAACUGACGGUUUCUCCUUGGGCCAGAGAAGCAGUCCACUUCUUUUAUGACAAGGGAGAUUUCAGGAACGGUUUGAGCGUUUGCAGGCUGGUGCCCUGAUGGGCUGGUGACGUCAAAGUAGGAAGGGAGGGAAGCCAGGGAUUGAAGAAACUGAUGGUAAGUGAAAUCUUGGUUCUAAUGGUAAGAACUGGUGUUGCUGAGUGGUCGGGUUACUUCCUAGCUCAUGACCUUUAAGGGAAGGGUUGGUCUAGAGAGAAGGUAAAGCCUAGCAAUCUAGUAUGAACUUGCCAAAUACGUUCGGUUGCAUAAAAUGCAGGCUAGCUCUUUGUGGCUACAUAAGAUUUCCAACUUCUGAUGACGGGCUUCUCGGGAGAUCUGAUCUUUACACAUACAGCUCCUGUCCCCAUCUCCUUAGUCAUAUAAGUUUGCCUUUGGGAUAGAGGGGCAGGGAACCAUUUAUUCCAAAAGAUGGUGUGAAUCGUUGCUAUUUCUCUUUGUCUGGGAUGUGAUUGGCUUUUAAGUUAGUCACAAAUCUUUGGUAAAAAUCUGGUAAAUGCUAAGUCUCAGGCUUGGUUGACAUCUCAGGCUGUGAGAGCUGUGACCUUCAAGAAGUCUCUGUGCUUUCUGGGCAUCCAAACAAGACAGUUCCCGAGUCUACUUUAUUUUCUACCCACUUUGCUCUCCAGACUUCCCUCUUAGCAGAGGAACCAACGGUUCUCCCUGCGUCUUCUCUAUGGACUUUCAUGUCUGUGUUCUGAGCCUCUAGGUUUUCCUGAAGCAGGGGAGAAGGUAGGGACCCUGGCUUUCCUUUCAACUGGCAUCAGAAGUCCCAUCCAGUGGGUCCUCUCUGCUGCUGCUUCAGCCUCCUCAUUUCUUCUUCUACAGGAGCGUUAGCACCGCCUCCUAGGACUGUUCAGCGGUCUUUGCUGGCUUGUCACUGCGUUUCCCUCGGACUUCUCAGGUUUCCAAGCCACAUCCUGGCAGGACAUUCAGGAACCCUGCACUGAAUGUUCUCAGCCUUCUUGAUUUUCUUUUGGUUGUGGCUGUCAGGCCUCCGUGAUGUGGAAAUCCUUCCUGCGGGCUCUGACUGGCCAAAUGAGACAUCAUCCAAGUUCCGCCCCUUUUACUGACUCAGCUUCCUUGGCUUCCUCACUUUGUCGAGCAGCCUUUCUUCUCCUUUCUGCCUCAGUCUUUCAACUCCUCCUUGGAUGGCAGUCAGAGGUCCUAAAGCCCACCACCAGUUGGGGGUGGUGAGAGAGGUGAGGAUGUUGGGCAGAAAGGGGACUCUCUGUUUUCCUUGCUUGGGCUGAGGGGCUACAGAUUCUCAAGCCCUCACACUCAUCCAUAUUUUAAUAGAAACAGAAAAAGAUAUCCCCAAAUCAAAUCGGAGUGGUUUUUCAACCACAUCUACUCUUUUUGAUUCUUGGUGCCCUUGUUCUCUUACACGAAUUAUAGAGAAUGGGCAGCUGACUCCGUUAACAUUUCUUUGCUAGAAAGGAGGCUGAUUUUCAUAACCAGAAGAGAUGUGAAGGAACUGUAUCAGUGCGUGAAGCAUGAAAAGAGGAAAGGAGUGUUAUGUGGGUCUCUUCAAUAGGAAAAUUCAGAAAGUGGAAUGAUUCAUCCAUAGGCAAAAUUCCUCUAGGACGUUCUGUGCUCAAAGGGAACGGAAUGGUUUCUGAUCCUUCUGAAAAGGAAUGGCAUUUUUCUUACACCUAACCCACUUUCAGCAUUGGAGAGUACAGAAGGCUUUCUUUGAGCUGAUGGCGUUAAUAUUUCGAGAGAGAGAGAGAGAGAAAAGCUACCCACGGCAUGUCUCCAAGCCCGGCAGGAAGUAGCUUGGGCUUCUCUAGCAGGUUUGCAACGGACCCCAACGUGCAGGUUUUCGUACAUGCGAUCAUGCUGGAAGCAGAAGUACCAAACUGAAUGUGCAAUGACUCCUUCUGCAAAAGAGGCCAGAAUCCUCUUCCCCACUCCUUUCUCCCAUAUUCCCUCCUCCAAGAUGCUGAGCCUCCCUCAUGUUGAUCUCUGUCUGUCUGAUUGGUUAGAUACGGCUGCCCUAAGCGAAUGGUGUCAGGUGGAGAGCAGAGCACGCUUCCCGCAGAAGGGGACAACUCGAGGUGCUGGUACAUUUCUCUUGUUUUCUAUGUUCUUCUUUCUAGUAGGUCUCGUGUAGAGAUAGAGAUAUUUUUGUUUUAGAGAUUCCAAAGUAUAUAUUUUUAGUGUAAGAAAUGGACCCUCUCCACCCUCCAUGGUGUAAAUAGAACCGAGAACAAAUGUGUUGUGAUAAUCCCAUAGCAAUCUGUGGUAGGAAUAGGACCCUCUCCCUUGCCACCAGGUCUCACGGUGUGUGUCUGUGAACCAGGGGAGGUGAUUGUGACACCUCUGCCUGCCCAGACCUUCCUGUGCUCAGUGGGUGAAAAAUAAAGUCUGUGUAAACUGUU
Acinonyx jubatus (cheetah) is the source of this 9806-nucleotide messenger RNA. It is a transcript of the gene SLC4A8, whose product is annotated as solute carrier family 4 member 8. Gene Ontology annotation, biological process: transmembrane transport; regulation of intracellular pH; bicarbonate transport. The transcript is spliced from 24 exons. Gene Ontology annotation, cellular component: plasma membrane. Lineage: Eukaryota; Metazoa; Chordata; Mammalia; Carnivora; Felidae. The record is from RefSeq and is a predicted model, not a curated record. Bases 1111 to 4425 code for a protein of 1104 amino acids. Gene Ontology annotation, molecular function: sodium:bicarbonate symporter activity; solute:inorganic anion antiporter activity; monoatomic anion transmembrane transporter activity.